UUUUUCUCUGCAGCAGAAGGUUUCACCUAAAAUCAUGCUGACUAUUUAGCCUUUCUGAGAGACCCUCUUUUGUGGAACUACAGUCAUGAAUAGCUUUGGAGUUCCUCUUCGAAGCAACCAGUUCAUCCUCCUGCUGCUGUUGCUCUUGCAGUUUCAGAGUCUGGGUCUGGAUAUUGAUGGUCGCCCUACCGUGGAAGUCUGUGCCACACACACAGUUUCACCAGGGCCUAAAGGAGAUGAUGGUGAAAAAGGAGACCCAGGAGAAGAGGGCAAGGAUGGCAAAGUUGGACGCAGGGGACCAAAAGGAGUUAAAGGAGAACUGGGUGAUAUGGGAUCCCAGGGCAAUAUUGGCAAGUCUGGCCCCAUUGGCAUGAAGGGUGACAAAGGGGCAAAGGGUUCGGUUGGGAUCCCUGGAGGAAAAGGCAAGGCAGGUACUGUCUGUGAUUGUGGAAGAUACCGGAAAGUGGUUGGACAACUGGAUAUUAGUGUUGCUCGACUCAAAACAUCUAUGAAGUUCGUCAAGAAUGUUAUAGCAGAGAUUAGGGAAACCGAAGAGAAAUUCUACUACAUCGUGCAGGAGGAGAAGAACUACAGGGAAUCCCUGACUCACUGCAGGAUCCGGGGAGGAAUGCUAGCCAUGCCUAAAGAUGAGGCUGUCAACACCCUUAUUGCUGACUACGUUGCCAAAAGCGGCUUCUUUCGGGUGUUCAUUGGGGUGAAUGACCUUGAGCGGGAGGGGCAGUAUGUGUUCACAGACAACACUCCAUUGCAGAACUACAGCAACUGGAAUGAGGGGGAGCCCAGUGACCCCUAUGGUCAUGAGGACUGUGUGGAGAUGCUGAGCUCUGGUAGGUGGAAUGACACAGAGUGCCAUCUUACCAUGUAUUUCAUCUGUGAGUUUGUCAAGAAGAAAAAGUAACUUUCCUUAUGCUACAAAAUCACUCUUUUCCUGUAACUACUAGCAGUUAUUUUUAUCCACCUUUUCUUCCUAAUUACACUGCAUUUGCUAAAAUAAGAUUAGGAGCUUCCCUCAACCAUGCUCUUCUGCGUCAAUUGUGACAUUUUUAUACACAAUUGGUCCAAUAGCUCAUCACAUGAAUUGCAUCCUGAGAGAGAAUUGAAACCACUAGUCAGGCAGGAGGUGUUUGUAUAUGACUACAUGGAUAUGCUGUUGACCUUUGCUUUGUUUGCUCUCCCCAGAGCCCCAUACACGGUGGGUAAUUGAAUAAUUGGUGAUGAAUAGGUUGAUUGUGUGAUAAUUGAGCUAACUUGACCUUGCUCAAAGUUUAUAAAUAUAUAGGAAGGACUUCUGUGAAUAAUGUCAAGAUAUCUUUCUCAAAACUAAUUUCAUUAGGCACCUGCUACAGAAGAGACAUAUUUGAAAUAAUUUAACUUUAAACCUCCUGUGGGAGUUUCUAAUUUAGUGAUCUGUUCCUGACAAUGUGGGAUCCUGAAAACUUGUCUGUACUUCUGAUCUACUGCUUUGACUAAAAUUUGGCAACAGGUAUCUUGGGUCUUUCCUGUGGAAUUUUGUCUCUGAUCCCUAUUCAACACUCUAAUUUAAUGAAAGGGGAACUCGGAAGGCAAAAUGAAAGAAUUGUUUCUAAACAAUAUACAUUAUACUCCUUUUUAUUAAAUUUCCCCUUGCUACUAAUGGUUCCAUUUUUUUCCAUGAGUAUAUUCAUGAAAACUUAUUCUUCCUUUUUGGCAUAGAUAAUGAGGGAAGGGAGUUCUGAAGUCUUCAGAAAACUCUAGAAACUUUAAAGUGCUACCUUCUCCAGGGCCCCUUCUUCCUGGCGCUGAUAUAUCUCUCAUAGUAAAAUUUUAUGGGAAGCCUUUCACUCUCUGGAAAUUAAUGUUGCCAGAGCUGCCCUUCCUGAUACUCUGAUAUCACAGGAAUACCAGGGACAGCAUUUGGAGUGUGAAUAGAACCUCAUCUACUGAGUUGGCAAAAUUCUACCUUGAGCUGCAGAUCAAACCUCAAAGCAGCUUUCAUUUGGCAUUUGAAAACAAACAGUUGAACUAAACUCUAGAUUAUCUCCUUAUAAACUGAUGCUCCACUUAUGGGUUGUGACACAUGAUGAGACUGUUCAAAAUGCUGGCAAAACAGUUAAUGAAAUAAGAGAAACGGAUCAACAACAUAUGUUCUCUGUAAACCAUCUGUCCAUGAUUUUGCCCAUGACUAACUGGUUGUAAGAUAAGAUUUAAUGAAAUUAGCUCUGUGUAUUCAACAAGAGUUCACAAACCCAGAUCCUAUAGGGUUCAUAGAGAUGGCAUAAAUAUAUGAAAUGCAACAGGUAAGGCCCUGGCCCCCUGAGCAUAGCCUGCUCUUUGAAAGAGCCAAUUGUUCCUCAGUUAUGCAAGACCCAGCCUUGCUGCAUACCAGUGGCCUGACAUUUGAACAGAAUUCAGAAAGCUGGAACUUUAUAACUUCAUAUUUUUAAGUGUUGACAAUUAAUCAAUUUUUAACCUAGAUUUUAAGGCAUACAAGAGUCUGCUGGCCCAAUUGUGAUCUUUCCAUUUCUUACCUCUAAGGAAAGUUCUGAAGGUUCUAAUCAUGCCAGAUGUCAUUAAGAUAUGAUGACAUCAAAGUCAGGUCUCCCACGAGACCUUAACUCAGUUCAGCUCAGUAGCAGAAAUAUCUUAGUUGUCUGACAUUUAUCAGGUUAUUAAACUGUCUACAGAGUGUCUUUUGAGAAUGUGGCAUAGGGUAUUUGAAGGCUGAUAGGCUUAAUAAAAUUACAAAGAGGACACCAUGCCAAAGCCGGCAUCUUUGGAUAGAAUGCCAGCUCAGAUUAUGUGGACUAGGGACACUUAUAAAUACAGGGAGAAAAAGACAGGGCUGGCAGAGGAGAGGAGCCAAGAGAAACCACAGUCUAGGGGCAGCCCUCAUUUGGAUCCAUGUUCUUAUUUGUUCUAAGUCCCUGGAGUCUGAAUAUUUCUUAACAUACAGCCAAUAACAUCAUUUCUGUUAUGAACAUUAUAAUGCUAACAACAGUUCUCUCAAUACUCAUUUUUGCUAUGGAUGCUUCUAAGAGUAGAUGACAUAGUUUCAAAUAAUAGGAUUGAUCAUAAGCCUUGCCUGGAAGAAAAUUUAAGACAUUAUAUGUUCAAUUAGAAUUAUACAAAAAUAUAUACUUUUUUCUAUUUUUCUUUCAAGAUAUAGUGUCAGUAUGUAACAUAGGCUUUCCUCAAAUUCCCAGUCCUUCUGCCUCAGCCCCUUGGGUGCUGGGAUUACAGACAUGCAAAGCCAUGACCAAAUGAAAACUUGUACAUACAGUGCAUUUUGUCCUUUUUAAAUGUCUUUGUAUAGCCUUGCUCAUUUGAUCUUGAUAAUACCUGAGACAUAUGAAAGGCAGUCAUUUUUACUUCCAUUUUACCAGUGAAAAUACUGAGGCCCAAGGAAGCAAAGAUUUUGAAAAAAAGCAAUACAUUUGAGAGAAAAGCGACCUUUCUCUAGACUGCUAGUCCAAACUGCCAGCUCCCUGGAUUGCAUACUGUGAAGGUAGCAAGAUUUGUAUGGGACAAGAAAAAGAAGGCAAAUAGUAUCACUCAUAGCACUGUCAACAGACUGAAACCAGGUUCUUGCAGGUGUUAACACUGAACAGAAAGUGAUGGUGUGGCUCCAUAAAGGGGACACAAGUUCUAGUUUGGCAGCAUUGCUUAACUCGAGAUCUAGUGUCAUGGCUGCCUGAAUGUCAGUCAAUGCUGAUUGUGACCCUUACUAGCUAUAUUAGGGGACUAUUACAAACAGUUCUCUCAAUUGACAAUUGUGAUGACUAAGGAGGAAUUAUGGUGAGGUGUGUGAGAAAGUACCAGCUAGAUAGAUGCGAUAAAACUUAGACAUUACUAUUUGUCACAUGUGCAUAUAAAAAAGAAACAAAAUACAUUUUGAUAUAAAUGAAAAAUACCUAAGUAUAUAUCAAAUAAAUACUAUAAAUCAACAUGUGUACUAUAUAAGCAAUAUAACUAUGCACAUACUAACAUAUAUAUAUGUAUAUAGCAAGGUAAUCUUCCUUAUCCUUAUUUAUAGAUAAAAUUUUAUCUUAAGAAGGUGAAUACAUUUUUGAGAAGCCUCACUACUUGUUAGUCUUUGAGCCAAGGUUCAGAACUGGGUAUGAUUGAUUCGAAAACAAGACAUAAUUGUUCGUUAUGAAUUUUUGGUUAUCAUACAUAGAAAGGGUUUCACGAUGACAUUUUCAACAUUUCUACUUUAUUGUCACUCCUCACUGCCUUUCCUCAUUCCCCUUUCCUCAUUUUGCUGUUUCCCUUCUUCCUCCCAAAUAGCCCCUACAUCUGCUGAAAUGUCAUUUAUCUGAACUUUCAUUUAAUCAUAUAAAAAGUAAUGAAUUUUCAAGCACAGAAGGAAAAUCCUUGGGGACUGAAGGGAUGGCUCAGUGGUUGUGAGUGCUUACUGCUCCUUCAGAGGACCAGAGUUCAGUUUCAAGCAUCCACAAUGGGUGGCUCACCAUUGUUUUUAACUCCAUCUCUAAGAGAUCUGGCACCAUCUUUUGGACUCCAUAGCCACCUGCUCUCAAACAUGCACGUUCACACACACACACACACACACACACACACACACACACACCCAUAUACACAUAAUUAAAACAUAAUUCUUUUUUAAAAACAUAAAACCAUUAACUUGUGUUACCUUUCAGUUAUAAAACCUUCACACUACAGCUAAGACCUUUCAAAUAAGAGAGAAAACAUCUGUUAUGUCAUCUCGAAUGGGGAUUGAGAAAGAACUGUUCACCAUUGAUACUGUACACAUAAACCUUUUAUAAUAUAGGAAUUCAUUUUAAUGUUUCCUUAACAGAUGGUCAUGCAAUCUGUAUUUGAAUGUUUUUGGUAAUUUGAUAAACCCUUAUAGCAUAUUAAAAUACACUUUCUCUAAUUUGCACCCAU
Messenger RNA from Nannospalax galili (Upper Galilee mountains blind mole rat), 4905 nucleotides. RefSeq names its product collectin subfamily member 10 (gene Colec10). The transcript has 6 exons. Bases 86 to 919 code for a protein of 277 amino acids. The record is from RefSeq and is a predicted model, not a curated record. Lineage: Eukaryota; Metazoa; Chordata; Mammalia; Rodentia; Spalacidae.